AUGGCAAGGAUCCUGAUUCUAGGUCAAAACUGGGCAGAUCUUGUGAUGGCAGGAGAAAAAUGCAUCGAGUUGCGAAAGACAAGGAUAUCUUCUUGUAAGCAACCAGAAAUGAUGUACUUGGGAGUCAAAGAUACAAUUUUUGCUCGGUGCCUAGUUUGCCCUGGUGUGAAAAUCGAGAACGAAGAGCAGUUCAACAUGUUGAGGAAUGGUCACCGAUGGGAAGGUGAGAAGCUUCCCUACGGCUUCCCGUUCAUGGGGCAUGCCUUGUUGCAGGUUCAGGCAUUGAAGCCUGUUGAAUUUCAAAGGGUGUGGGGCACUAUUGGUAGGGCCUUGUAUCGGCCUCCUGGUUUCGUGGGGCUUCCCGAGGAUGGAGAAGAGGAAGGAAAAGGAGAGGCAACAAGCUCAAAAGGCAACGUGGCCAAGAAAAAGGGAUCUCAAAAGGAAAAGACAGGCAAAAACACGACAAAGACCAAGCAGAACCAAAUCAAAUGCCUUCCACCAUCUGCGCUUGAAGGCCAAACGGUGGAGACAGUUGAGCCUACCGAGCACCUUCAACCUAGCUCGCAGAGGCUUGAAGCAAAGCAGAAGCAAUUGCAAAGGAAAAGGGAUGCAGACAAGGCUGAUGUUCACAUCUCGGGAGGGGCCUUGGCACACCUCAACAACCUUGCCUUUCCACGCGGUCCCUCAAAGACAGCUGCCUACUUGUUGGGGGAGGUUGGCAAAAAAAAGUCUGUUUCAGUGAAGUCUCUCUGGAUUCCAAGUUGGGAGGCGCAGGGUGAGAUGGAGAAGUGGACUGUGAAAGAAGCCGGUUUGAAAAAAUGGGCAAAAACUUUCCGACCUGCUCUGGCAGUGGUGGGGCUUUGCCUGGUGGUGCCAGAUCAGGACACUCCUGAAGUGUCAGCGCUCAUGGCCUUUGAUCAAAUUUUGAAAGAAGCUUCCCCAAAGGAGCUGAUCUUUGGUUUGGUUGGAAAAGACAAGUAUUGCAAAAUGUACCACAUCGUCGAAGAUGUUGCACAAGAGUUACACCUUGAAGUUCACUGGGUGGGAGAUGCCUCCCUCUACACUGCCCACGUGGUAGCUCAAGAGCUGGAAGUGUUUGAGAAGGUCAGAGAGCAAGCCAAGGCAUCAAUUGAGAAAAAGGGCGUUUGUCAGAGCGUCCAAGCCAAAAAGAAGCAGCAGAACGAAAAGAGAAAGCCACCGCAAGAGGACAGUGAAGAAACCAGAGUCACGGCAGAAGUGAGCUUGAGGAAAAUAGCAGAGCAACUCCAGAAUUUGGCAAUUUUUUUGCUGGAAAACUUGCAGAAUUUCAACCAGGAACGUGACGCCAGCAUGCAGAGCAAAUAUGCAGAAUGCUUGGCAGCCUAUCCCUUGGCACAGCUUGAGCUCAGCAAAGUUACACCCAAAUCAAGCAUGUGCCCAGAAAGUGUGCAAGAGGCAGGGCAGAGAAUGGCAAUCAGAGAGAUGGACCGAUUGAUUGAAAGCGGCCAAACAACUGGAAUAGAAAAAGCCGUGAUGAAAACAUUUCCAGCGAUUUUUUGUGGCUUGAAGGGAAACAAGAGUGGCAUGUUGGGCCGUUGGAAGACACAGUGCGACAAACAGCGCUGGAGGGAAAUCCCCUUUGAGAAGCUUUCAGUCGCUGACAGGCAAAUGAAAGAAUUGCCUGAUUGGGUCAGGAUUCCCUUGGGUUUGGUCCCUCGCAACUUGGAGCGCUUCAGGGAAGGUGGACAAGUGCCAGUUUGCAUAGUCAACCAGCUGGUUGAUCUUGUGGAGAAGCUGACAACUGGCUGUAAUUCUGCUGCUUUGACAACAGGUACUUUGAAUAGCAAGCAAAUCCAGAAAGAGGCAGAGAGGCUCCUGAAAAUCUACAACAAAGCACAAGAGGAGGCAGCUGAAGCAGCAGGAAAACCAGUUCCUCUAGCAAAAACCAAGAUCUCUGACAGGUGGGCCAAUCGGUUGUUGGUGAACUAUGGGUGGAAACGCCACGCUCCAAACACAUAUGGCGCAUACCUGGCUUACGACGACGAGCGCAUGGUGAAAUCUCGCAAAAUGUUUGGAUUCAGAAGGUUGGCCAACAACAUCCGCUUGGACCUGUGCAUCAACUUUGACCAGGCAUUUGAUCAACGCAGGCGCGUGCUUGGCGAGCGCUACGGCCAAUCCUUCGAGUCAGAAUGGGGCCUCAUUCUGUGCGACAGUUUCACUGGACAUCACUCAACCUCUGGGGGGGCAGAUGUCCAGCGCAGCCAGGAGGUUGGUCUGCACGAGGUCAACCGUGCGUGGGCAUGGCUAAGCCGUGGGAUGGCUACGUAUGAUGACAUGCAGGAGUUCAACCCGGGGAUCGAGGGCAUGGACAAGGAAUCAUUGAAGAAGGAGAUGAGCGCUUGUGAGCUCAACGCCGAAAAUUCUGAGACGUGGACAUCAUCCAUUGAAGAGGUCUUUAUGCAACCAGACGUUCAACGGACAACCUUUCUCUGGCAAAUUGAUCUCAAAAGCGAAGCUGAGGUAGCGUGGGAGGAUGAAGAAGAAGACCAGGAGUUGAAUUGGAGGUGUUUGCCAGCACAUUGGCAAGCCAUUCUCAACUCACGACUUGCAGAGUUCAACUCGAAGAUUCAGGAUGCAGAGGCAUUCUAUUUGCAUCGCAAAGGAGAGUUUGGCGAGGGGGACGUGAAGACCAAAAAUGCACUCAAAAAAUGGGAGUCUUUGAAAGAAGGUGAAGGAGCAAGCAGCGUCAUCUUGAUUGCAAAGGGCACUGGCAAGGAGGCUUCACCCGAGGUCUACCACAGAGCUGUCUCCCGCUCGAAAGGUGUAGUCAAAGUACAGUGUGGACCAAAAAUCACGGCAUACAAGCUGAAUGUGAAAGAAAUGAACCUAGACGAAGGGGGAUUUGAAGCUGCAGAGGAUGGGCUGGAAGCCAACAUCCCCAUCGACCCUGAGGAAGAGGAGCACAACGCAAAAGAGUCGAUCAAUGUUGACAAGGGCGAUGACUUUCCCUGCUUUGGCCAAUCUCAGGAUGAUGCUUCGGACGAGGAGAUUGUGUAUGAGUUCAAGGAUUGUGAUGCCGCCUUUGAAUGCGUGGCCACAGAAGCGACGUCUUCCUCUGAGCCGGCACCAGUUGGAGUGUCACCAGCUGGCACCAUCAAGACUAUGGCAGCUUUCAUGUUUUUGGAGCAAGUUGGGCUUUCUGAGAUUCCCAACGUUCCAGGUGUUGGGAUGGGGGUUCACACUACCACCCAAUGUUGGCAAAUUCGCUACCCUCGUGCAACUGGCAAGCAAUCAGCCGGCAGGUGUUGGGGUGACCUCAAAAAAAAGGGGUUUGUGCCUCCUUGCCGUGCACUGUUGGAAUGCUUGCUUUGGUGUUGGGAGGUCCAUUUGGCCGAGAAUCCCACGUGUGCUGUUUCGGCUGGAAAGAUCCAGCUUUUGAAAGGGGCCAUAAAGGCUGAUUUGGGACGUGACGUCAAAUAG
This is a messenger RNA of Cladocopium goreaui, 3459 nucleotides long. The record is from the annotation of a GenBank genome assembly. NCBI's taxonomy places the organism in Eukaryota, Dinophyceae, Suessiales, Symbiodiniaceae.